Molecule: messenger RNA, 2243 nt
Organism: Mercenaria mercenaria
Lineage: Eukaryota; Metazoa; Mollusca; Bivalvia; Venerida; Veneridae
Product: arylsulfatase J-like
Exons: 9
Coding region: 268-1857 (529 amino acids)
Source: RefSeq, a predicted model, not a curated record
AAAAUAGUUUAACUAGGAUAGAAUCUCGAUUUGUUGAAUUGAUUGAUAUGCACGUGUUGCAUUUCCGCUAGAUAUAGUCUUUUGUAUUUUCGGGAAAUGUAAUUCCGAUUGCUUGUAUUAAUAUGAAAUGGUCACAAUCAAUCAUUGUAUAUGGACUUAGAAAGUUGUUCCUCUAAAAAUGUGUGGACAGAAGAUGCAGCUGACGAUUAAACAAUACUUCAAAAAACGGCUUUAAUAUAUAUGAAACUGGAUUUUUGAAAGCAAAAUAUGACCGACAAAAUAAAACGUUUCUUCAUAACGAUAUCGAUAAUAGAGUUGAUAAUAUUGAUAUUGACUUUACUAUACAAUGGCUCAACGAAUACAAACUUACAUGUUGGCAGGCGAUAUUACAUAACACACAUGAUGCGAGACCAGCUCCUCACAAAGGAGCAGCCUGCUUUAACGACAAAACCGCACAUUUUACUAAUCGUUGCCGAUGACCUUGGCUUUUAUGAUGUCGGCUAUCAUGGGUCCCGUAUAAAGACACCAAACAUUGAUAGACUUGCAUUGUCUGGUGUGAGACUUGAGAACUACUAUGUUCAACCUAUUUGUACACCGACAAGAGGACAGCUGCUGACUGGACGGUAUCAGAUUCACACAGGACUUCAGUGGUUGUUGUGGCCUACAAUUCCUUUUGGUUUGACUCUGGACAACCCUACAAUCGCCGAUAAGUUAAAGGAGAUUGGCUAUGCUACACAUAUGGUAGGAAAGUGGCACCUGGGGUUCUACAAAAAGGAGUAUUUACCAACAUAUAGAGGCUUCGACAGUUUCUUUGGGUUCUUGAACGGACAUUCCGACUACUACAACCAUAGUGUAGAAUAUAAAGACAUGAACGGGUACGACUUGUUUGAGAAUGAUCAUCCUGCAAAUAUAAGCAAGUACACCGGCUCAUACUCAACUACCCUAUUUACGGAGAAAGUGAGGGACACUAUACAAAAUCACAAUACCGAGAAGCCACUUUUCAUCUACCUGUCAUACCAAGCAGUACAUUCACCCCUGCAAGUUCCUAAACGAUACGUGGAUCUUAACAAAAAUAUAAAUAAAAGAAUGAAAAUAAGAAGGCAAUAUGCAGGAAUGGUAACAUGUAUGGAUGAAUCAGUAGGAAACGUUGUGGACGCUAUGAAAGAACGCGGGUUAUGGGACAACACAUUACUGAUCUUCACAACAGACAAUGGAGGGGACAUUGAACGUGGCGCCAGUAACUGGCCACUGAAGGGUGAAAAAGGCUGCUUAUACGAAGGAGGAAUACGUGCUGUUGGAUUCGUAAACAGUCCUCUUUUAGGCGAACAGGUCGCUGGUUCCGUCUCAAAUGAACUCAUGCAUGUAACUGAUUGGUUCCCAACGCUUCUAAACCUUGCCGGGGGGAACGUUAGCGGUAGCAACCCUUUAGACGGAUUUGAUCAAUGGAAAACAAUUAAGUACGGUUUACAGAGCCCUAGGAAAGAAAUACUUCAUGACAUCAAUCCAAGAGUUACUGCCCCUGGAAAACCACUUUAUAAUGAUACAUUCAAUACAACAACGCGAGCAUCACUGAGAAUGGGAGACUGGAAAAUUAUAACCGGAUAUUCAGUUUCAGGACCAAGUGCACCAAGUGCAUCAACGAAAACAUCGACAGCUUUACACAAACCAUUGCUAUUUAACAUAAACAUAGAUCCAAAUGAGAAAAUUGAUAUGUCAGAAAGGUUUCCAGAUAUCACUCGACAUAUGCUUAAAAGACUUGAAUAUUACCAGUCAGGCAUGGUAAAGUGUCACUACCCAUCAGGAGACCCGCUUGCAGAUCCUUCUUUAAGAAAUGGAUUUUGGCAGCCAUGGAAAUAAUGCACCACAGGCAAAUUCGAGCGAGAAGGAUAAAAUGAAAUUCUUUACAAUAACUUAUCGUUUGAAUUAAACACUGGGACAAAUGUUAUGUGAAAAUACAUGUGUGACAGAUAAAAUUGUGUCUGUCUUAUGGCAGAAAAAGGACAUGUACAAGAAUUUUAGGCCUGUUGCUGGCAUAAUAAGUCAUUCUCGAAAGCAUGUCUAUUUAGAUGUUAUUUAUAAAUAACCAGUUUGACAAAUAUGAAACUCAUCAUCCAUGUUGGUAGUUACCAUCCCACCCGAAGAAUCGCCUGAAACGAAAGUUAUAUAUAUUGGUGUAUUCUGUAUAAAUUGUAUAAGUGCCAACUUGGGUCGAUACAAAAGAAAUAAAAUCACUCUAAAUUUUA